Molecule: messenger RNA, 792 nt
Organism: Aspergillus wentii DTO 134E9
Lineage: Eukaryota; Fungi; Ascomycota; Eurotiomycetes; Eurotiales; Aspergillaceae
Product: GIG1 family protein
Exons: 4
Coding region: 1-792 (263 amino acids)
Biological process (GO): N-acetylglucosamine metabolic process
Cellular component (GO): cytoplasm
Source: RefSeq, a predicted model, not a curated record
AUGCCUAACUUCUCCACUGGCCCUUCUGCGCCCGCUGCGACUUUCACUGCGAUCGACGAGAAAUUGACAACCAUCUCCGACGCAAAUCAACCGGCCGACUAUCUUAUACAGAAUAAUCUGACCGCCGAAUCCCUCCCGUACUGGCUCGUCAAUAUCCCCCGUUCACAAUGGCCAGCCGAAUGUCCUAGCUUUCUACGCGACCUGCCAGCCAAAUCGAUCGGGAUCUUAUCUACCCCGGAUGAACAAUCCAAGAGACUGUCUUGGGAUGUGGUGAAGGAGAUAAUCAAGACGAACCGAAUCGACCGUUUCGAACGUAUCCCUACCGAUCUGCGAAAGUAUCUCGAAUAUACAUCAUAUCUGAAGGCCCAGUAUGGAUCUGUGAUGCGGUUUGUGGUCAAGGAGAGACUGCGAUGGGGAGACGGGGACAUCAACGAUCUGAAGCCCAAGGGACGGCCGUUUGAAUUCGAUGAGGAUAUCAAAACUCUAUACAACGAUUGGCCGUACGCGGUCGAGACAGGCAUCAUUCACUUGGUGGUAUGGACCAAGUUCGACCUGGAAGAUGACCCUGCCACGGAUGACUUGACGCCUCGAGCGAGAAAGGAGAUUGAUGACUAUGUGAAGAAGACAUAUUGCUCACGGAUGCCCUCUGAUCAGGUCAUCUGGUUCAAGAACUGGAAGUCCCUCAAGUCCGUCCAUGCCGUUGAGCAUUUCCAUGUUAUGCUCCACAACCCUGACAUGGAAUUUGUGAAGGAGAUCACCCAAGGGGAUAUGCCAAUGAUCGAAAAGGUGUAG